This is a messenger RNA of Entelurus aequoreus (snake pipefish), 1407 nucleotides long. Its product is annotated as zinc finger BED domain-containing protein 4-like. NCBI's taxonomy places the organism in Eukaryota, Metazoa, Chordata, Actinopteri, Syngnathiformes, Syngnathidae. Gene Ontology annotation, molecular function: protein dimerization activity. Bases 1 to 1242 code for a protein of 413 amino acids. The transcript has 4 exons. The record is from RefSeq and is a predicted model, not a curated record.
AUGCCUCCCGGGUUUGUCAUUGCGGGCUCUGGCUUUGAAUUCAGAGUCGCCGGUUCCCCAGUCCCUGGUGUUUGCCCCCCUAAUCAGCCGCAUUGUCUCGGGGACGACCCGACUCUGACCUCCGGGCCGCUGAAUUCAAGGCCGCGGCAACGGAUGGCGGGGGCUGUGUUUGCGGCAGAACCCCGAUCUGAAUUCAUUAACCCUCCCACAAACACUUUCUCAAGGUUUGUUUGCGGGGCCCGGGCACGGCAUCUGAGGGAGCGUCAGACAAGUGGUCUCCGAGCCGUCAAUGGAAAUCCUGGCGGUUAUAUAAUUGGAGGAUCGCUGAGGACGGGGGUGGGGGGUGGGGGCGUGGGGGGGACGUUUCUGGAAACUCAAGAGCAGGUGAAACUCGGACAGCAGCAGGAGCCACUGAUCCAAGACGUUCCAACGCGGUGGAAUUCCACACUUGAAAUGGUCAAACGCAUCAUCCCCAAUCAAGCAGCAAUAAAAGCAACCCUGGAUCAACAGCAGCAUAAUCUCGUCAUGCUGACGCCAGCAGAAUGGGAUAAACUCCAGAGACUGGAGACCCUUCUAGAGCCCUGCCGGUAUGUGACUCAGAUCCUGGGUGGGGAGGCCUACGUCUCCUGCUCAGUGGUACUACCUGCCCUCUGCCACUUACACCGUGUAAUGGAAACUUCUGAUGAGGACCCUGCAUACAUGAUUAGAUUUAAGACCAAAUUCAAAGACGACCUAGGCUCCCGCCAAGAACACACCAACAAUGCAUGGCUCAAGAUUGCAACCGCACUGGACCCACGUUUUAAGGACUUGAAAAGUGUGCCCAAGGCAGACAGAGAGGAGGUGUGGACCAAACUUGGAGGCCUUCUGCGUGAAUCACCUGGAAGACCUUCACACACUACUGAAGAUGGGCCACCCAAGAAGAAAAUGAACCUUCUUCUACAGCUGGGCUCAGAUUCAGAAUCAGAUGAAGAGGUACAGCCUGACAGAGCCUUACACAGGUACAGAGCAGAGCCCACCAUUGAAAUGACGGACUGUCCCUUGCAGUGGUGGUCAUCUCAUGCAGGAGCCCAUGACAAGCUGGCUCCGUUGGCUCGGAAAUAUCUAGCCACUCCUGCAUCCUCAGUUCCCUGUGAAAGACUCUUCUCACUUGCCGGUCACAUUGUGCAAAAGAAGCGGUCAGCUUUACUCUCAGAAAAUGUGGACAAAUUGGUUUGCCUCAGUAACUGGCUAAAGGAUGAAUAGAGAAGCGGGCCACAUGUAAUUGUGUAGGCCAUGUUCUUUUGGUUUGAUAAAAAAGAGAAAUCUCUUUGUUUUUCCUUUGUUGAAGAGAAAUGGCCAAGAUGGCUAGUGUGUUACAGAAGGAGACACCAUCCUAUUUUGUUUUACUAUUUCAGUUUCAUUUAAAUA